AUGUUGCGACACAUCCUGUUGCUCCUUUUGAUUCUCGGACUGCUGGCGGCCGCGAAAGUGACGCCAAAUGCGAAAGGGACGACAAAGGUGGCAGUGAUGACAAAGGCGAAAGUGACAGCAACGUCGAAAGUAACGACUCAGAAGCCAUGCAGUAAGGGUUAUCGUUACUGCGGCCCAAAGUGCGUGUCGACGGAUCUGCCGUGCUCCUCGGAGCUAUCCGAGAAAUUGGGGGAAGGCAAGCUCAUAAGUUCCGGAAAAUGCCGGCCACCAAUGAUCGAGUGCCACGGCAAAUGCACCACAUUCAACUUCCCUUGCGUUGCC
Mesorhabditis spiculigera is the source of this 321-nucleotide messenger RNA. Lineage: Eukaryota; Metazoa; Nematoda; Chromadorea; Rhabditida; Rhabditidae. The record is from the annotation of a GenBank genome assembly.